GCUAUAAAGCCACUCAAGCUAUCGAGUCCACUUACCCCCUAAGCUCAAUCUAGAUGUCCACUCAAACCAGACCCAUUCAGCCCAGCCAGCUUCAGACCAUUCCUGAACGCUUUAAUCAGCUACAUGGUGCGGCAAAUGCAGACAACUACGAGACCGUUUUGGCUCAGCUUAUCGGACAGCUCUCGUUGGACGACAUUCAGGGCCUAGAAAGAAUUCAAAGAGAAAGGGAAAGGUCACGGACGCAGCUGACAGAUCGCGAAAUAGCCUACGGCUUGUUUCUAGAGAAUGCGAGAGAAGUUAUUACUUUCAACAACGAUCGCGCAAUCGCUCAAAGGCUGUUUAACGAACAACAAAACAAUGCAAGGGUCAAUAUUCAGCCAGCGAAUGCUACCAGAGCCAGGGCCGCAGAACCGCCGCAAAACUUGAACAACGUGCAUAACAGGCAACC
Messenger RNA from Serpula lacrymans var. lacrymans S7.9, 448 nucleotides. RefSeq lists its product as uncharacterized. The transcript has 2 exons. The annotation marks the transcript as partial. Lineage: Eukaryota; Fungi; Basidiomycota; Agaricomycetes; Boletales; Serpulaceae. The record is from RefSeq and is a predicted model, not a curated record.